AUGACAGUCAACUCACAGCUUUUCCCAUGUCCCCUCCCUGUUCCGGCUGCCGCCACAACAGGCACCAUCAAGGGGCUGACAGCACAGCAAUUAGGCGAGCUGGGCUGCCAGGUGGUGCUGGGCAACACCUACCACCUCGCCAACCGCCCUGGCGCUGACGUGAUCGCUGAGGCGGGCGGGCUGCAUGCCUUCAUGGACUGGCCGCGCGGGCUGCUCACCGACUCGGGGGGAUUCCAGAUGGUGUCGCUGCUACACCUGGCGGACAUCACAGAGCAGGGGGUGGAGUUCCAGUCGCCUGUGGACGGCACGCGCAUGCUGCUCACCCCAGAGGAGUCCAUCGCCAUCCAGGUGCCUCUCCCCAUCCCCUUCUCAGGUGCCUCUCCCCAUCCCCUUCUCAGGUGCCUCUCCCCAUCCCCUUCUCAGGUGCCUCUCCCCAUCCCCUUCUCAAGUGCCCCUCGUCCCCCCUCUCAGGUGCCUCUCACUCCCCUCUCAGGUGCCUCUCACUCCCCUCUCAGGUGCCUCUCACUCCCCUCUCAGGUGCCCCCCACGCCCAUGUCAGGUGCCUCUUGCUCCCAAUCCCCCUGUCAGUAUGCUGAACUCAGCUGCCAGGAGAAUCAGCCACAUCUUGCUUCCGGUGCUCACGAUGCUCCCAGUCCCCCUGCUCCCAGUCCCCCUGCUCCCAGUCCCCCUGCUCCCAAUCCCCCUGCUCCCAAUCCCCCUGCUCCCAAUCCCCCUGCUCCCAAUCCCCCUGCUCCCAAUCCCCCUGCGCACAUCAGCCACAUCUUGCUUCAUCAACAACUAUCUGCGUUUAGAUUUAGGUCUCCUCCAUCAUCCACUGUCAACAAGAUCGGUGCUGACAUCAUCAUGGCUCUGGAUGACGUGGUGAGCAGCCUGGUGUCUGGCCCGCGCAUUGAGGAGGCGACUCAUCGCACGCUGAGGUGGAUGGACCGAUGCAUGCAGGGUGAGGUGGAGUGA
Messenger RNA from Closterium sp. Yama58-4, 975 nucleotides. Lineage: Eukaryota; Viridiplantae; Streptophyta; Zygnematophyceae; Desmidiales; Closteriaceae. The record is from the annotation of a GenBank genome assembly.